This is a messenger RNA of Ostrinia furnacalis (Asian corn borer), 4875 nucleotides long. Its product is annotated as toll-like receptor 6. Gene Ontology annotation, molecular function: protein binding. Bases 216 to 4238 code for a protein of 1340 amino acids. The record is from RefSeq and is a predicted model, not a curated record. Gene Ontology annotation, biological process: signal transduction. Lineage: Eukaryota; Metazoa; Arthropoda; Insecta; Lepidoptera; Crambidae. The transcript has a single exon. Gene Ontology annotation, cellular component: plasma membrane.
CCUCUGUCAGUCAGUCGCUCACAAGCACUCGAGAGUGGCGUGCGUUUCGUCCAUAUCCCCUCUCGAGCCGUUAUGUGUCGUACUUCGAAACAAGUUUGACGGGAAAUUCGUAAAGUUUCCCGAGCGCGCCCGGACUAACGUAGCGAUGAGCGCGAUAAUAGCGAAACAAACAGUGACGAUUUGAAUAAAGUGACAGUUAAAGUGAGUUAUUCGAGAUGUUAUCGAUGGGAUUAUUGGCUGUGUGGUGUGCGGCGUUUUGGAUGUGGUCGGGCGCCGACGGGGCGUCGCUGACGAGCCGGGUGGCGGAGGCUCCGCAGGAGUGCGAGUGGCAGCGCGUGUCGGGCGCCGCCGGGGAGCCCACGCGCGUGCAGCUGGCGUGCUCGCUGCGCACCGCGGCCGGCGCCACCGAGCUGCUGGCCGGCCUCACCAACUCGCAGGCGCAGCGCAUCACCGCGCUCGACCUGCACUGCACCGACACCCUGUUCUUCGAAAGCUCCCUGGACGUCGGACGAAGAAAAGAGGAAGGAACUGAACUCUUAUCACGCUUCCACAAUCUGAAAGAACUCAGAAUAGAGUCCUGCAAGAUCCGAUAUGUACCCUCCGCGGUGCUGUCGCCGCUCAGUGGCCUCCGAAGCCUCAGCAUCCGGACUCACAACACUGACUGGUCUGCGAUGUCUAUGGAAUUCCAUCGGGACACGUUCAGAGGCCUCACUGACCUGAGAAGUUUGGAUUUGGGUGACAACAACAUCUGGGUCUUGCCAUCUGAAAUAUUCUGCCCUCUCUACAACUUGAAGGAACUGAAUGUUACUCAAAACCGAUUGCAAGACAUUUCAAACCUUGGAUUUUCCGACUGGGGCAAUGGUCCAACUGCACCCGGCAAAUCGUGCAAUACCGUGCUAGAGACGCUGGAUAUGUCGCAUAAUGAAAUCAGUGGCUUACCAGAUAACGGUUUGUCAAGCUUGCGCGCGCUCCAGAAACUGUUUUUGCAAAACAACAGGAUAUCGAAUGUGGCGGAUAGAGCUUUUGUGGGACUGAAUGACUUGCAAAUACUGAAUUUGUCUACCAAUGCACUGACUGCACUCCCACCUGAAAUGUUUCAGUCAUCGAGGGAUAUCAAACAGAUAUACUUGAACAAUAAUUCGUUAAGUGUUCUCGCGCCUGGACUUCUCGAAGGAUUAGAUCAGUUGCAAAUAUUGGAUUUGUCUGUGAAUGAGUUGACUAGUGAGUGGAUAAACAGAGAUACGUUUUCGGGACUAGUUCGCUUAAUAGUUUUAAACUUAUCGCAUAACAGAAUUACAAAAAUAGACGCGUUAUUGUUUCAAGACCUGAACAAUUUACAAUUCCUAAGUUUGGAGUUUAAUAAUGUAGCGCGCAUUGCAGACGGAGCUUUUUCCAAUUUGAAAAAUCUUCACUCUCUCUCCUUGGCUCACAACAACAUAAUUGAAGUAGACAGCAGUCACUUUUCAAACUUAUACGUAUUGAAUCAAUUAUUCCUCGAUGGGAACAGAAUUACAAAAGUUGACCUGCGCUCUUUUGAAAACAUCACCAAACUUCACGAUUUGGGCCUUAGUGGAAACCAGUUAUCCGAAGUACCGGAAGCCAUAAAGACGUUGAGAUUCUUAACUUCUCUCGACUUAGGCAUGAAUAGAAUAACUAAAGUGACAAUUUCACAUUUCGAAGGAUUAGAUGACUUGUACGGCUUGAGACUGGUGGGAAACAAAAUCGAGAAGAUAUCUAAGGAUACUUUUGCCGCUUUACCAUCUCUACAAAUACUGAACUUGGCUUCAAACAACAUAGAUCAAAUAGAUGAUGGCGCUUUUGCAGCGAACCAACAACUAAAAGCGAUUGGCUUGGAUGGCAACAAACUUGUCGACUUAAAAGGCAUAUUUACAAACACUCAACCUCUUGUUUGGUUAAACGUUUCUAACAAUGAACUGUUAUGGUUUGAUUAUAGCCACAUACCAUCCAACUUAGAAUGGCUUGACAUGCAUGAAAACAAAAUAGAAAAGCUGGAAGACACAUACGGCGUGAAAGAAUCGUGUAAUAUCAAAAUGCUAGAUGUUAGUUACAACAAAAUCAGAAGCAUUGAUGAAUUUUCAUUCCCAAGUAGCAUUGAAACUGCUGUAUUGAAUAACAAUUACAUUGAAAAAAUAAGUCCUGGAACAUUUCUACAAAAGUAUAAUCUUAACAAAGUUAUGCUUUACUCCAAUAAGAUAAAGACAUUAGAGGCGGCGGCUUUCGCGAUAUCAGCUGUUCCGGAGGAGAAAGAUUUACCCGAGUUCUAUGUAAGCGAGAAUCCAUUUGCGUGCGACUGUACAAUGGAAUGGCUGCAGAGAAUUAACCAAUUAAGUGACCCCAGGCAGCGCCCGAGAGUAAUGGAUUUAGAAAGUGUAAGAUGCUCUUUAACCCAUUCACGAACCAAAUCGGAUGUGCUCUUACUCGAAGUCAAAUCAUCAGAAUUUUUAUGCGAGUACGAUUCACAUUGUUUCACCCUUUGCCAUUGUUGUGACUUUGAUGCCUGUGACUGCAAGAUGACUUGUCCAGAUAGAUGCUCGUGUUAUCACGAUCUCACCUGGAACUCCAACGUGGUCGAUUGUUCCGAAGCCGGCUACGAUCACGUGCCGGACCGAAUACCGAUGGACGCGACCGAAAUAUACUUGGAUGGUAACGAUCUAAAAGAAUUGGGAAAUCACGUUUUCAUCGGCAAAAAGAGAUUACAAGUUCUAUAUCUCAAUAACAGCAACAUAAACACAAUACAAAAUAGAACAUUUAACGGGAUCGAUUCAUUACGUGUGCUUCAUUUGGAAAACAAUAACUUGGAGGUGUUAAGAAACACGCAGUUCACAAGAUUGCAAAACUUGAAUGAACUAUACCUGCGCAAUAACAAAAUAAAGGUUAUAGAGAAUGAUACAUUUAAUUACCUGCCCUCACUGGAAUACUUGGACCUUGACAACAACGGUUAUGUUGAUUACAUGCCAUGGAGAGUCAUUACCGACAACAAUCCUCGCACGCGUGUGUCUGUAGAUGGGAACAACUGGAUAUGCGAUUGUAAAGACGUAGCUCAGCUGAAUCAAUGGUUAAUAAAAAAAUCAAAAGAUACCGAGACCAUGAUGUGCUACUUUGCUCACGGGCAGCCAAUGAAUAAAACUAUUGCGACUGUAGCGAAGGAAUGUAAAACCGAGAUUACUACCGAAGAAACCGGGACGGAGACUCUAAAGCGAUUAUUCAUCGAAUCGAAUGACGGAGUCGAAAAUUACAUUCCAUAUAUCGCGGCGGUAUUGAUAAUAGUAAUUAUACUUUUAUUAAUGUGCGCACUUCUUUUUAUGUUCCGAGAAGAUUUCAAAUUGUGGAUGCAUUCGAAAUAUGGUAUUAGAGUAUUCAGUUCCACGCCUAAGGACAUGAAUGACAAUAAAAACAAGCGAUUCGACGCGUUUUUUGUGUACAAUCCCCGAGAUGAAGACUUCGUGACUCGUGCAGUGAGCUCAGGGUUGGAGAACUCGGGACAUUCAUUGUGUUUACAGCACCGAGACUUGCAACUGAUCGAGCGGCGAUCGGGCGAUAGUUUAGUGAGUGCAUCGGAAAGUUCAAAAAGACUUGUGAUAGUGUUAUCAAUAAACUUUUUACAGCAAGAGUGGUACGCGCCCGAGUCAAAGGCGGCCGUACAAAGUGCUAUCAACUCAGUGAACGUUAGACAUAGACGCCAGAAGAUAAUAUUUCUCGUAACGACAGACUUGAGUGCCAUAAACAUAGAUCCGGACUUGAAAGUGUUGCUUAAAACGUGUACAGUGAUAGUGUGGGGUGAGAGGAACUGUUGGGAGAAGCUAAAUUUUCGGUUACCGGAUGUGGACGUGACCCUGCCGAAUCGGACGCUUCAUAAUGCGAAUAAUAUGAAAAGUGGUAAUAGGGAAGGUUUCGGGCGUCACGGGAACUUGAGGUAUACGGCGCCGCCGACGUCCCACGACCCGUGGUACAAGUACGGGAUGGCUCCGCCGAUCCUGAUGAUGUCGAGCCCGAUGCAUUCGACCAGCGCGAGCGCGGAGGUGUCGGCGCGCAGCACGGAGGACGAGACGUGUUCAGUGGCCAGUAGCGAGGGCCGGCCCGACGACCGGCUCCCGCAUCACCAUAGCUACGUCUCCAUAGACAACCACCAGUGUGAGGAGCGGCCCCUAAGGCCCCCCCAACAAAUCCCCAUGUCAAACACUAGGCCUAGUAACAUGAGAAAGACUUACUUUGUGUAAUUGUAAAACUAAAAUGUGAUGUGUUUACGUAAACUGUAUAGGAUCUAAACCUUGUAUUGCAUCUCUGUUGUAAUGAAUGUAAGCUUUUAUAAAUUAGUUGGUGCUCUAAAUGCGAAAAUUUGAAAGCAUAAUGUUGAUGAACUCUUGAUUUUGAUGUACUAAAAGUACUUCUUGUGUUUAGGAGAUUCGCAUGUGUUGAUUUAUUAUAAUAUUUAUUUAUUGUACCUGUCUUCAGUCAUCGCAUUUGCCUAUCACUGCGUAUACUCAUAAGCAUUUAUGAUACCCACAGACAUUCCCUGAUUUUGUAUUUUCUAUGUGCAUGUGUAACUGUUACUUACUGUAAGAGGUUCCUGAUAAAAAACCUGAAUUAUGUAAUUACAGGAUGAAGUAAUGACUACUAUGUGAUAAUAUUAGGUACUUAUGUUAAAGACUACGCUGUAAAAUUAACUAGAAAUUGUAUAUUUGUACCAUAAUUUGUAAUAUAAUAUCGUUGAAGAACUGAACUGUACCCUAGUCAAUUGUAAAUAUUUAGAUUGUAAGUUUUUAGGUAAAAAAAUAAUUUUGUGAUGUAAUUUUUAGCUAGAACAUAAAAACGUAUUUAUUACGCUUCCAAUCACAGAGUAUGAAUAAAUUAAUU